AUGAUCCUGGACGAAGACGAUGUCGUCGGUAACAUCUGCAUGAUUCGCGUUGAUAGCUCAUGGAGUUUCGCGGAAGUUCGUCGCAAGAUCUACGAGAAGGAGAAGUAUAUUUUCGAGCGUCUCAAGAUCCCCCCCUCUGAAAUUUCUAUCUACACUACCCUGCCCCAUCGUGUGAAGACGAGUGUGGAGGGUUCGAAACCCAUUGUCCCCUUGUAUAAAGUCGGCACGAUCUGUCAUCAACUGAACCCGGAUGACAUGUCGAUUCAUCUUGUGCUCGUGGCGCGUCCUCUAGCUUACCCAAUCAUCCCCGCCAAACGCAGGCCUUCCACCACAGAGGACGAGGUGUUGAAGCGCAUCAAGACACAGAAGAUUGCACUAAAUUCCCCGUCCAACUAUGCCCAUGCGUCUACGUUCGCGAGGCUGCAGACGAUAGCUGAACAUCGUGUGCUGAAUGAUCGCCCAGUGUCCGAGCCGGAGAUUGCUCCUAUUGCCCUUCUGUAUGACGGCUUCGGCGUUUUGACGGAUAUGCUCGCCGCUGAGGAAAGCGAAAAUGUCCACGCCGAGAAGGACGCGAAAUUUUUCACACUUGUGCGUGAUUUCGCGGAUGCUAUGUGCCUAUACUACGCAGAUGAUCUAGCGCGGAUGAACGCUGGGCUACGGUUUCUUCAGAAGAUAUUCAAUGACGGCAGAGAAUGCGAUAUCAACGAUCCCAAUCCCGAUCCUGAUUGCAUAUGUGUCAGGAGGGCUGAUGCUGAUGGCAACUCGAAAACGGACGGCAACUCAGUAUGCGUCACAGGAGCUGCAGAUCUUAUGUUCAAAUUCAAGAACGAGCAAGGGACCUCAGGUGAUCCUGUGCCGGAGGGCGUGUCCUAUAUUGCUCAUUUCCACCGGAUGGCAGUCGAGGAGAGCAGUGUCAACGAAAAGUUGUAUUCUGGGUGGAGGGUGCCUUCUCUCCUCGUUACAGUUGCUGGCGCAGUUAUAACGUUUCAUGCGGUAGUUGCUAUGGGCAACUAUCGGGUAGUACCUCUGACACCGCCAAUGUGGCUGGUCAGCCCGACAGGGUCGAGCAAUGAUAUGGUAUACCGCAGAAUGCUCAUUCGCGCAUUCAAGGUUGCGGUAUUUGUCCGACAAAAGAUCCGUGAAGAUACUGCCAAGAUGCGGGAGUUGGCCAGCAGAGAUGGCCUUACUUCACUGUCGCUCAAAGAAAUGUAUCUCCCGAACAUCAUUAGCGUUACAUCGACCACCGCUGGAUCGCCGCCUCUCGGGACCAAGAUCUUAGAAGUACUGUUAUCGCGAGAAGACCGUCUUGUCUAUUUCGCAAAGAGGUUGGAUGCGGACCAAGAGUACAUCAUCAUCAAAGUCACGCGGCGCUACACCAGAGAGCUGCAUGAGUUUUGCGCAGAGAGAGGGCAUGCGCCAAGGCUGCUCGGGUUCGAUAGGGUCUCAGAUGGGUGGAGUAUUGUGGCGAUGGAAUACGUCCAAGGCCAGUCCUUGCUCGAAAGCCACGGAUAUCUGACAGAGUGGAGGGAUGGUUUGAAAAAGGUCGUCGACGAGUUCCACAGCAAAGGACUGGUUCACGGUGACCUGUGA
Molecule: messenger RNA, 1590 nt
Organism: Laetiporus sulphureus 93-53
Lineage: Eukaryota; Fungi; Basidiomycota; Agaricomycetes; Polyporales; Laetiporaceae
Exons: 4
Coding region: 1-1590 (529 amino acids)
Source: RefSeq, a predicted model, not a curated record